AUGGACUUAGGAACACAGAUCGGAACAGAGAUCAAAACAGAGACAAGACAAGAAGAGAGACAUGUUUUCGAAGAAUACCCUGAACCUCUCAGAUACACCACAUGGGUUUUGAGAGUUUCUAUCCAUUGCGAAGGAUGCAAGAGGAAAAUCAAGAAAAUAUUGAGCAAAAUCGAUGGUGUGUAUACAACGAAUAUCGAUGUGAAGCAACAGAAAGUAACGGUGAUUGGAAACGUCGAGCCGGAGAUUCUGAUCAAGAAGAUCAUGAAAGCCGGUAGACACGCGGAGCUAUGGCCAACGUCAAUGGACAACAACAACGAUUGUAAUUACCAGAGAGAGAACAAACCAAGGAAACCUAAAAACGAAGACGACGAGAGCAGUGGCGAUGAUGAGGACGACGAAAACAACAAUGGCGGCGGUAUGGACGGUGGUGCAUGCAUUGGUGGUGGCGGCGGCGGCGGAGGAGGAGGAGGAGGUUGUGAUCAGGUUAAACAAGUUGUGACUUUCAUCAACGGUCAACCUCAACCUCCGACAGGUAAUGGAGCACCGAAGAAGAAGAAGAAAAAGAAAAAGAAGAAGAAGAGCUUAGGGAGCACGACGGUGGUGAUGGAAGGAGGAGGUGGUGGUGGUCCGCCGCAGAACGAUGGACCACCAGAGACUGUGAUAUACUCAUCAGCUCCACCAGAUCAUCAGCAGCAGCAUCCGUAUCCGAUGGCUCACGGUUCUCCACGUCAUCAUCCGCAUCAAAUGUACGGACCGCCUCCUCCAACGUAUUAUCACGUGCAGCCUCAAACGGCGCCGUCCUAUACGGUCAGCUACAACACGGCGCACGGGCCGGGUAACGGUGGAAAUGAGACGGCGUCGUAUUACGCGGCACCUCCUCCUCGUCCAACGUCGUAUUAUUCUUACGAGUACGUGGACACUGGCUAUGAAUCUCCACCGCCCGAAUUUUAUUCGUAUAGAUCUCAGCCGUCAGAUUCUUUUGAAGCACUCAGCGAAGGCAAUCCAAACGCUUGUGGCGUUAUGUGA
This is a messenger RNA of Microthlaspi erraticum, 1026 nucleotides long. Lineage: Eukaryota; Viridiplantae; Streptophyta; Magnoliopsida; Brassicales; Brassicaceae. The record is from the annotation of a GenBank genome assembly.